AAAGUCUGAAACGGGGGGUAAUUCUCACUGGGGGACUUUGAGAGCUCAAACUUCUGAGAGCUUGUUGAAGCGGUGAGGUUUCACCGUGCACUUGCUCACCUGCUGCUGGUGCUGUGAAAUCUGCUGCCGCUCAGUAGCUCCGACUUUGCAAGCACAACCCGGGUCACGUCUCAAAGCUGUUUUGUUCCCACUGCCAGAAGCGUUGGUAUGGAGUCCCUCAACCUUACUAAGGAAAGGAGAUCGGCCGGUUCAGCUUAGCUCAGCUGCAUGAAAUAUGGGAGACGACAGGCCGUUUGUGUGCAAUGCCCCCGGCUGUGGACAGAGGUUUACAAACGAGGACCACCUGGCGGUUCAUAAACAUAAGCAUGAGAUGACAUUGAAAUUCGGCCCUGCUCGAACUGACUCAGUCAUCAUAGCAGAUCAGACUCCGACCCCAACUAGGUUCUUGAAGAACUGCGAAGAAGUGGGACUCUUCAAUGAACUGGCCAGCUCCUUUGAGCACGAGUUCAAGAAAGCCACGGAGGAUGACGAGAAAAAGAGUGCCGGAGCCCUGGACAUGUCUCUGCCCUCCACCCCGGACAUCAAGAUAAAGGAGGAAGAGCCAGUGGAGGUGGACUCUUCCCCGCCGGACAGCCCUGCGUCUAACCCACAGUCGCCACAGAACAAGGAGAAGGAGAUCACUUCCAAGCCUGUAAUCAUUUCUACGCCUACUCCAACCAUCGUGCGUCCAGGCUCGCUGCCACUACACUUGGGUUACGACCCGCUCCACCCUACGCUGCCUUCCCCAACCUCUGUCAUUACCCAGGCUCCCCCUUCCAACAGACAGCUUGGGUCUCCCACAGGUUCCCUUCCACUUGUCGUGCAGCUUGCGAACGGACAGACCAUGCCCGUCCUCCCAGGCCCUCCAGUACAGAUGCCUUCUGUUAUAUCGCUGGCUCGGCCGAUGUCCAUGGUGCCGAACAUUCCCGGUAUUCCUGGGCCGCCCAUCAACAGCAGCGGAUCCAUUUCACCAUCAGGACUUCCAGUGCACUCUGAAGCCAAAAUGAGGCUGAAGGCCAGCUUGACGGCAUCUUCCUCACUGAAUGGCAGCAACCUGGUGGUGGGCUCAGCCAGCACGAUGGUGACCGCACGUCCAGAGCAGAGUCAGAUACUUGUCCAGCACCCUGACGCCCCUUCCCCAGCUCAGCCACAGGUUUCCCCUGCCCAGCCCACCCCCAGCACCGGCGGGCGACGGAGACGCACGGUUGACGAAGACCCGGACGAGCGCCGGCAGCGGUUCCUGGAGCGGAACCGGGCUGCCGCGUCCCGCUGCCGUCAGAAACGCAAGCUCUGGGUGUCUUCCUUGGAGAAGAAAGCCGAGGAGCUCACGACCCAGAACAUCCAGCUGAGCAAUGAAGUUACGCUACUGAGGAACGAAGUUGCUCAGCUUAAACAGCUCCUGCUGGCUCACAAGGACUGCCCUGUCACUGCACUACAGAAGAAAACACAGGGCUAUCUCGAAAGCCCAAAGGAGAGCUCUGAGCCCACCGGCUCCCCUGCUCCCGUCAUCCAGCACAGCUCCGUGACGGCCUCCCCCAACGGGCUCAGCGUCCGCUCGGCAGCAGUGCCACUUCGGUGCUCACCCAGAUGGCGAGCCAAAGGACAGAACUGAGCAUGCCGAUACCGUCACACGUCAUCAUGGCUCCACAGUCGCAGUCUGCUGGCAGAUGAUGUCACAGCCUGUGCGUGUGACACGGAGCUAACCGCGAACUCGCAGCCGGAGAGACUGACCGUAACCAAGUCCCUGACGAGUGGGGGCCGAUAAGGAUUUUUAUUUCUUUUUUUUUUUUUUUCCAAGUGAGUUAAGGGCAGCUAUGGCGCUUCUUACACUGCGUAGCCUGUACAGAUCCUGGCCCCCAACCGCUGCCCUGCCGUCGCCCGUCCCCGCAGGACGGCCGCGGAUUGAGCGCGUUUCUCGACCCUUCAGUUGACCAUCCGUCAACUGGCGGAGUCCUCCAAACACACAGAGCUUCACUUCGAAAAGCACCUUGAAAGGUUCACUUUCAGGUAUCAGUUACAUUAACACUAAACCUCCGUGCUUGGUGGAUCCCCUUGGCGCUUUCACUCUUCCGAGUCCCCGUCCCCCCCGCCGCCGCCUCCUCCGCUCUCAGCAAAGGAAAACGUAGCUCUUGGGAGGCUGCGACAUUUAGUCGUGCCGUCAAUGUAUUUUAUUUUUAACAGCAUGCUGCUUCCAGGCAUCUGCUCCCCCCUCUGCUCUAGCUACCUGAAACAUUGCACCUUCGCACAAGAAGCCUCCUUGAGCUCUGAGGUUAAAGGGAUCGAGGUUAGUCUCGUCACACGCUAACUCCCAAGGUGCCAGCGACGGAUUUUUGGACACGAUGGGGGUGUAAUCGCUGUAAAUCGGUUUGUGCCCAGCGGUUGGGAGAGGGGGACGCGGGGCCGGGGACACGCACGCGCCUGCGUGCGUGCGCGUGCGCACGCGUGUUCCUGGUCACUUGUGCCGCACCGGGAGUUGCAGACGUUCACGUGCUGCUCUCGUCACGGGACGCUGUGGUCGCUGGAGAAAAGGUACCGUCUGUUCUAGCAGCGGAGGGGCUGCUCUCAGUCUUCCUUACAGUAAAUUGGUGCUGAUCUGCGUCGGCUGGGACCGGCGCAAAGGCGCCCUGGGAGGUACCUGAAAGGAUGAGCCGGCCCAGCGGGUGAUAAUAAUGUGAGUCCCAGAAUUCGUCAUCUGCUCCCAACUCCACCGUACACCUUAGCAAACAAAUCCCUCCAUUUCCAAGGAUCAUCUCCUUUACACGUAACCUCGAUGACCUUAAUAAUGGUGGCCUUAAAUCAUGAAUGAGUUGCCUGUUCCAAGGGGAGGGAGCACGAAGUAGUGUUUCUAUUUGCCCGGCCUUUUACCUCUUCUUCGUGAUUAUCUUCCGCUCUCGGUGAUGGAGCAUCCGUUGCUUCCCAGCCAGAGCAAACGAAGGAUUCACAGAGCUUCCAGUUUCACAGGGCAGGUUAAAAACCCAGCCUCCAUGUUGAAAGACGCUUGGAAUCGGGUCCGCGUUCUUGCCGGGCGGGCGUAGCGUGCGUGUGUGUCUGCGCGUGCUUCCCGAGGCUUGCCGCUGGCCCUGGGCAAGCGACUGGAGGCGAUAGUUUGGAAAUGGGAAGGGGUGCGGUGUGCGUUCGGGCUCUCGGAAGGAACCUCGUCAAAGUCCGCGGAGCUGCAUCAGCCCUUGGUCUUCCUCUCCUUCUCGGGAGGUCCCUCCUCACCUGAGCUCUCGCCCACCUCAGGUUGCACUCGCCACUUUUGAGCCAAGUUUGUUUGUCAAAGUGAUUUCGUUUGGCUUAUCCAGACUUGGAAGGUUUCCAGGGACAGCAAAACCCAAAGCAAAGUCUGAGCAAGGAACCGGAUCCCAUUACGGACGGGGAAGUUCAGCCGUUUGGUUUUUCUAUUGAUGGGAUCUGCCUUCUCCCCCUCCCCUCUUUUUCAGGUUUUCCUCGACUUCUCGGCAGCGUCGACCGCGGCAUUUCUUGGGUUUGGUUCGUCUUGACGGGGUGCUGCUCUCAACGUUCCCCUGGUUUCUCUCGUUCAUCUCGAGAGUCGUCUUGGGCGUGAUCAGGGUGGCUUCUGGCCUCGGCAGUUUGCACUUCUGGUUCAGAUCCUGCGUAGCCCCCCCCUCCCCUCCCCGGGACCCGCCUUUUGUUUCUGUAAAGCUGUUUCUGCAGAGUCUGUGUGUAGACGGAUGGUUCGGCCCUUGCUGUCCCGACACGGUGUGUGUUUCUGCAGCGGGAGCGAGCUGUGAGAAGCGGACGCGGGGGGCGGCAUGUCUUAAAGCCGCGCGACCUGGACAAAUAAAGGGUUUCAGCCAGGUGAGGCACAGUGGGGGAUCAGGACCUUUUUGGGGGGCCAGGAUCUAAGGCGGAGGGUUUGCAGGAGGUACAAGAUCCAGCCUGGCUCUGCUUCCUCUCUUGGAGCUGCUGCUGGGUGCAGGUUGUAGAGCUGCGCCAGGGAACGGCAGAAAACCCCGCGCUCCUUCGCGUGGUCCAAAAAGGUGUUAAAAUGACCCGUCUUUGCGGCAAAGGGAUUUGCUCUGGUCUUCAAAUCUGCCCGGUUUGCUUCAGGGGGCUUUGAAACAAGCGUCUCUCUUCCUUUCUCUGUCCGGGAAUAGCAGGAAUGACAAAAAUGUGUUGUAAACAUAUUUGCUUCGUCGCCCGGCAGCCGUUGGGGUCCCUGUCCCUCGGUGCGUUGCGCUCGGAGACAGGAGCUGGGACAGCGUGCGGGGAGCGAGCGGUCGCGUGUCCGGCGGCGCCAGCAGCAGCUCACCAGCUCCUCCUAGGCUCACCGAGCGUUCGGCUCUGCGGG
Messenger RNA from Aptenodytes forsteri (emperor penguin), 4354 nucleotides. It is a transcript of the gene ATF7, whose product is annotated as activating transcription factor 7. NCBI's taxonomy places the organism in Eukaryota, Metazoa, Chordata, Aves, Sphenisciformes, Spheniscidae. The record is from RefSeq and is a predicted model, not a curated record. Gene Ontology annotation, biological process: regulation of transcription by RNA polymerase II. The coding region runs from base 275 to 1651 and encodes 458 amino acids. Gene Ontology annotation, molecular function: cAMP response element binding; DNA-binding transcription factor activity, RNA polymerase II-specific. The transcript is spliced from 12 exons.